Messenger RNA from Epinephelus moara (kelp grouper), 816 nucleotides. It is a transcript of the gene msmp2, whose product is annotated as microseminoprotein, prostate associated 2. The coding region runs from base 131 to 523 and encodes 130 amino acids. The record is from RefSeq and is a predicted model, not a curated record. The transcript is spliced from 4 exons. Lineage: Eukaryota; Metazoa; Chordata; Actinopteri; Perciformes; Serranidae.
GAGCAUCAGAUCAAGAGUAGAGGGCGAAAGAGGGAGUCAAAAAGCAACAAGAGGGUGGAUGAAAGCAAGAGGAGGAGAAAGAGAAGAAAAGGAAGGUCUUUAUAUCACAUAGUGGGAAACCGAAACAGAGAUGGCAAACACAGCAGGAGGAGUGCUUUUGUCUCUACUGAUGUUCCUCAGUGCCAGUGUGCCGUGUUUCUCUGUGUAUAACAGUGGCGAGUGCUUCUUCAACACUAAAGGGAGCUGUGAACACAUGGGACAGGUGUACGGGAUAGGAGAGAGCUGGAUAACCAGUGACUGUUACCAGUGUGUCUGCAUGGAGCCGUUUGGAGUAGGAUGCUGUGACUAUGGAUCUAAACCUGUGGACUAUCCAGACUGGUGUGAGAUCAUCCGUAAGCCUGACUCUUGUACGAGUGUCGCAGUGAUGAGAGUCAAUCACAAACUGCCCUGCCUCUGGGGACGAGGCCGUCUCAGACCAGCUGCAGGCCAGCCGUGGAAAUCUGACAAUGAUCCUCUGUUUUGAAUUUAACAACUGAUUAAAAAUAAAUCAAUAGGCCUAUAGUGAUGUGUGAUGUAUAUUAUGGAUUCAGUCAAUAAAGACUGCUGGUUUUGUUUUAUCAGAAGGUUUAUGACAUACGAAACUGUACUGAAUUUUAUAACGUAAUCUGCAAAUAACUGCCAUAGAAAUUAUCUAUUAACUCUGUUUAUAUGUAUAAUUUCACAUUUUGAAAUUGUGUUGUUGAUGUUUGUUGUUGAUGACUUUGUCUGAAUGUCUGGAUUGUUUCAGGUUCAUGUUUUAAGAUUAAAUAAAAAUGU